This is a messenger RNA of Halichondria panicea, 2387 nucleotides long. RefSeq names its product scavenger receptor cysteine-rich domain superfamily protein-like. Lineage: Eukaryota; Metazoa; Porifera; Demospongiae; Suberitida; Halichondriidae. The transcript has 9 exons. Gene Ontology annotation, cellular component: membrane. The coding region runs from base 531 to 2210 and encodes 559 amino acids. The record is from RefSeq and is a predicted model, not a curated record.
CGAUUGCACGUGCGCAGAAUGCAGCCCGAUGGGGACACAAGUACAGCUCAAGUCAUGUUUACAGCCAGAAUUAUUUUCCUGAGCUUUUAUUCUGUCUUCAGUCAUAGUGAGUGUUUUGUGUGCAGUAGAUUCCCCAUGUAGAGCUUACAAUAAUUAUUGCUGUAUUUAAUACUGUAAUUAUAUGUAAAUGACAAUCACUUGUAAUGCCAAUAAAACAAUCUCUGUUAACAGUACCUACAUAAUUAUAGCUAAUGACAGUAAUCAGUAUCUCUGUGCUAACAAUAGCCACUAUUUUUCAUUUUAGCAGUUUUUAGUUGGUAAAUAAACAAUGUGUAAUGUGUGCCGCAGAUACAUAUGGAUGCUGUUAUUGUUCAAACCAUAUAGUUUGUGUCUAAUUUUGUAAAUAGCUAGAACACAAAUGAAACUUCCUGUCAUCAGGUUUCAGGUUUCACUGUUCGUCACUGUUUGCAUAAGUAGCUAUUGUAAACGAUAUAAGUUGCUACACAAAAUUAGUCAGUCUGAAAUUUACAAUGGCUAGUAUGCUGAUCUCGGUGCUAGUAGCUACUUUCAUAACACAAGGGACAGCACAAGAUUACAGAUACUUGCACUGUCGCUGUUUAAGUUUAAAAUGGACCAGCGUAUGUUCUUCUGGAUGGACUAUCACUCAUGCCAAACUGGCUUGUCAACAGAAUAGUAUGGAUUUUCAAGGGGCUCAGGUAGCAGUGGUUGAUAAAGGGAACCCUACAACUUGUGUAACGUUCCCCGACUGCAAUGGAUAUGAACAGAACCUGACUGAAUGCAUUCGUGGACACUCUUUUGAUCUGCUAUCAACUACUAGCAGUAACUUAGCUGGAUUUAUGUGUGGUUGUUCCAAUGGUGAUGUUCGAUUCAGAGACCAACCAAUUGAAAUGGAUAACUCAGUAAAAGGAGCAGUGCAGCUUUGUGUCCAUGGAGAGUGGGAAACAUUGUGUGCAACUAAAAAUAAUUGGUUAAAACAAAUUUCAAAUACCAUUUUCGCUCCAUAUGUGGUUUGUCGACAACUAGGCUAUUCUGAAAGAGAAGCUGCAAGAGGUUCAGUCUGUUCAUCUCUACCAACACCACCUCAUUUCAUUAAUCCUAUGUGUAAUGGAGCUGAAAGAAGCCUGUUAGAAUGUAGCAGAACCAAUCAAGGAACCACCUGCCCCAAACUGUCCUGUACAGGAGACAAUAGAGCGUAUGGUGCAGUGACUUGUAUUAAAGAUUGCAUCAUUGGAACCACAAGACUGGUGGAUGGAUCCACGCCAAGAGAAGGACGAGUGGAGGUGUGUGUGGGUGGUCGGUGGGGCACAGUGUGUAGUAUCAAUCAUCAAGAAAUCACCGGGGCUGUCUGCUCUGAACUUGGAUUUCCAUCAAAUGGAGUUGAAGUUUUGAGGAAUGGCACUACUACAGAGGGUACACCUGUGUAUAGCUGUACACUAACAACCAGCAGUAGUCUGAGUUGCACACCAACUGUUAACGUCAAUUGCGAUCAUUCCAUGGAUCUUGGUGUUGUGUGCAAGACACACCAAGAUGUUAUUGGCUCAGUUAUUAAUAGGACAAUCGAUCAAACCCUUCAGACAUGCCCUGAACCAACCACGACCAGCGGAACAAAUCAGCCAGCCCCCACCACCAGUGAAGUAGACCAAUUCGUUACAUUAGCUAAUAAUAAAAUGAUGGGAAGCUGUCCUACUGCUGCCUUGGGAGGAUUGAUUGGUCUUCUGGUGGUUGUGCUCCUAGGACUUGCUAUUGGAUUAACUGUAACUUGUUGUGUGUUGGGGAAGCGCUGGUCACAGAAACAGCAAGCUGAAUACAACAUUUCUCAAGUGCAAAAGCUCUCAACAAUUCAACGACAACUGAACAACCCAGUAUACGAUACAAGCAUGGAACUACACAGUGCAUACAGCUCCAGUGGACCCACCUACGAACAAGUUGCCAAUGGCAAUAAACAAGACCACACCUACUCAAUACUUGAGCGCGAUAAGAACAUAAAUCAUCGCUCAUUUCAGCUUAAUCCUAUAGAUGAGGAGCAGAACUACCAUGUGGUGGAGAGUGGAAGGUGUGUGGGUGUGGAGGGGGCAGGCUGCUGUGACGGUGUGUACAGUGAGGCUAGUAACUACGAAGUGCCAAUGUCAAGCAAAACGGACAGCAAAGUAUGGCUGUGUGAAGAGGACUACUCCACACUCAAGCAUUGAGAGAACUGAACAUUUGUGUAUAAAAUCAUACACUUGCUUUUGAUCAAAACUUAGAAAUUUCAAGUACAUAUAAUCUGAGUCACUAUAAUAAUUAUUAUAUCAUACUAUUUUGAAUACUUUAUCACAUGUUUUAAUGAUGUGAGUUGUGGUUGGAGUGAUGUAGUUUUGUCUAAUUGG